This is a messenger RNA of Striga hermonthica, 1776 nucleotides long. The record is from the annotation of a GenBank genome assembly. NCBI's taxonomy places the organism in Eukaryota, Viridiplantae, Streptophyta, Magnoliopsida, Lamiales, Orobanchaceae.
AUGGCGAACCACAACAACGGGCGCUUUGUGUUUCCCCUAACAAGUUUGCAGAUUGGGGAUUUGCAGUCUUACCUUUCGCACCUCAAUCUAUUCCCAGCACCCACAAGCGGAAAGCUCUACAUAUUAGUCGACAACAGGCCGUGGCUGCAAGAUCUCGUCUCGCGCUCCACUCACUGGUGGCAGCUCAUGGUCACAAAGUCCAGGUUGUCCCCAUUUGCCAACACGAGAGGCAAGAAGGAGAAAGAGAACGAGCUCUUAGAGCUAGAGGCUUCUUCUUCUUCUUCUUCGGAUGAAGGGGAAUCAAGAAGUUUCAGAAAUUGGUUCUCGUUUAUGGAUGCUGUGAUGUUGUCUAGAAAACGGGCUCUGCUGCCUGUAAAGAAGCUAAGGAAUUCUUUCAUCGCGAACAGCAACUUGCAUAGGACGCUUUACGGAUUUAUCGUGUUCGAGAUUGCAUGGGAUGAUGUUCGUGGCAUUAACUAUUUUAAUGAGCUUCUGACUGAUACAUCACUUGCGAUUGAGGCUAAAAUCAUGCGGAGGUGGGAAUUCGACAGUAUAUCACAAGCUUCCAAGACCAUAAGAUCAUGGUUUCCCGGGACUCUCAGUGAUCGUAUUCUCUUGAAGGAACACUUAGAUGCUACGAUAGGUGAAGUUUACCAUGAUGCUCAGGAAAGCUUCCUUACUGAUAACCCACCCAACACACAAACCUUGCCUGAUAAACCCAACAAGAGAAGAAAAAUCAUGCAGUCAAUCUACUUCGACUCGGAGCUUGGGAUCUGCUCGGGGGGUGAAUCUUAUGCGGGCCCCAUUGAGGUCCUCUUAAAGACCCCAAAACCGAUUGAUCACAGCACGACCCACGAGCCGACCCUCUACAGAGAUGUCCUCAUUCUAUUCAGGUUCAACGACCAUGAUUUGCCUUUCGAGCUAAAGCACAUAAUCAUGUCAAAACUGCGGCUUCUCACACUUCUGGAGGCCGGGCUCCCUUCUUGGGUCAUUUUCCUGCAAUCUUAUCCGGGCUUCUGUCGACUUUACCGCCCGUGGAUGUGUCCCCUGGCGAGGGGCGUUUAUGUCCUGAUUUCUAUCGUGACUGUCCUUAUUGGGUUCUAUGACUUGUACAAGAACGUACCGCUUCUGAAAACUGCAGCCUCGAAUCUGUUUGGGCCUUUUUCUGAUUGGGUCGAGGAGUGGGAGAUGAUCUCACGGAUCAAGUACUUGGGGACUAUGCUGUUCUUGCAUAAUUUUCAGAAAGCGGUCAAGGGGUUUCUUGUGGCUGCUCGGACUAUCGUGAAGUUUGUCUCAUUUUUCGUUCGCCCGAUGGCCGAGCCGUUUUUCGAGUUUGUAGAGAUGUUCGUGCCCGUUUGGAUGAUGCUCGUGCGGCUGGUCGGCGAUUUUUUUUCGGUGGUUUGGAUGGUGGUUGAGUCUUGUUUUGCGGUGGUUGUGGAUUUUGUGGAGAUUUUGGUGCUGCCUGUUUGGUAUAUAUUGAUGUUAGCUUGGAAUGUUGCAUCAUCCUUCAUAUACCCUAUAAUCUGGGUUCUCUUGUAUGGUCCAUUUAAGCUGAUUUUGGGACUCUACAGCUUUGUGUCUGUCAUGUGUGCUUUCUUAUAUGACCUAUUUGACGACAUAUGGAUAUCUGCAAAGAGCAUAUUCCAGUUCACGAAAGGGGUUAACACGACAGUGAGCUCGGUUGAGGUCUCUGUGUGGCGUUCUUUGUGGAAAGACCUUUUCUCACAGGCAAUAUUUUCGAAACCGAAAAGAAUCCCCAACAAGAAGGCAAUGUGA